AUGAAGGCCAAUGGUAUCCUGGAGAGCAUUGAACGUAGCAAGCAGAUUGAUGGAGAUUAUCCUUUCCCUCUACUCUGCCCUAAAAGUAGCAGUGUGCAAAUACCACUAAAAGGAACUUUAAUACUGAGACACUUCACCCUGAGUGGGGUCUACACUUGUUCCAUUGUUUAUCAGCUAGCAGCAAUGCAAUCUGAUAAAAGCAUUGUAAUAAUUGUUAUCAAUCCAGCAAACUUGUUGCUGAACUGUCUUGUGAGGUUGCAUAAGUUAGAAUGCAUUCAUGUAAAAAUGAAGAGAUGUCUACAGAAUGCAAUCUUUUUUACAUUUUCAGACCAAAAUCUUAUAGAGAAAUUCUUUAAGCAACAAGUAGAAAGUAACAGGCACACUUCUGAACCAUUGGCUGAAACACUUUAUAAAAUUGUUUUGGGCUGUAAUCCUGUCAAGUCUGCCAAGGUGACCUGUACUAGAUCAGUGGUAUAUGCCCCAGGAUUGUACAAUCCUAGUGAUAGGAUUCACUGUCUUCAGUGCAGCUUGAUAUAUGGAGAAACAAAGUGCUAACAGCUGAGGGAUUUGCAUUCUUGCAGCAGCUUUUACAUAUUUUAACAUGAUAUUAUUAAUAAAUAUUUUUUUAAUGCAUACAGUUUGUUUUGGUUACAUAAUAAAAUAUAUAUUUUUUUAAGAAAUAACAAUUCAUCAGCGUAUCGGUAAAAAGUUUUAGGUCAUACACUUAGGACUACUUAGUUUUUAAAGUCUUUGUAAUAUCUGUUAGGUUAAGAGCAGCAGAGACAACUUUAAAUCACAAGAAGAAAAUAUAAAAUUGCAGGUAUUUUGCAUACUUAGUUCUUUGCUGACAGACCUCACCUCCUCUCAACACGGGCUUCUGUAAGCUGCCUCUGUUGUAUUUUUCAUCUACCUGUGCAUUCAGUGCUUGGUUGAGUGGAUUAUAGUGAAAAUCUCACUGUGUACAUCGAACACUGAGAGGUCACAAAUGUUGUAAUGUAGCCUCAAAUGCAAAAACAUCCAAAAAACUUUCUUUCAAGAUGAUAGUGUCACUACUGACCCCUUGGUAACUUCUUCCCAAAGAAUGUAAAAUUCCACUUCGGUCUGUCAUCUGUUCUAGCCGUAAAGAAAAUAUACUGAAAAUAUACUGGACUCAUGUCCAGCUCUUCAUCUACCAAGUCCUUCUUCACAGGGCUGCACCCAAUCCUUUCAUCCCUCAGCCUGUAUUGAUAAUGGGGGUUGCCCUGCCCCAUGUGCAGGACCUUGCACUGGCCCUUGUUGAACCCCAUGAGGUUUACAUGGGCCUACUUCUGAGGCCUGUCUAAGUGCCUCUAGAUGACCAUUUGUCCCUCAGGUGUGCUGCCUGUACCACUCAGGUUGGUGUCAUCUGCAAUCUUGCUGAGGGUGCACUUAAUCCCUCUGUCUACGUCAUUGAUGAAGAUAUUAAACUGUACCAUUCCCAAUGGAGCCCUGAGGGACACUAUAUGUUAUGGGUCUCCAUCAGGAAACUGAGCUGUUGACCACUUCCUUUUGGAUGUGACCACCCAAUUAAUUGUUCGUCCACUGAACAGUCCACACAUAAAAUUCAUAUCUCUCCAGUUUAAAGAGAAGGAUGCUGUGGGGACCACGUUUGGGGCCUUAUGGAAGUCGAGAUAAACAACAUUUGUAGCUCUUCCCUUGCAAUUGGAAUUGCAUCCUAGGUGGUGGGGUUUUUUUGUUUUUUUUUUUUUUUUUUUUUGCUGUGACAGUGUUUUAACUGUGAGCAGUGAAUGUAAUUUCUGAAAUGCGACAUUUCAAAAGACUGAAAAUUUAUAUUUUCAUUGUGCUUGAGCAUAAGUAUUUUGAAGAAGAAGAAGAAGAAGAAGAAGGGUUCUGGGAAGUAGUUGUGGACUUCUCAAAACUGAACAAGUUAUACACGUUCUGAAACAGUACUUACUUUUAUCAAAAAAAGUGGUGAUAAAUCUGAAUUCUUGGAGAGUCAGAAAAAUAGUACAGCAUAUUCAGUUCAAUGCAGUCUCCCUAGUUUGUGUUUUGGUUUUAGUGAAUACUGGGAAGAAGGUAUAUUUUUGCAGACAGAAAACCCGUGGUAAAAAACAUUUUCUUCAAGUGGCUGCGAAGAAAAUUCAUUGCCUGGUAAGGGGCAUAAAUGGAGUGUUCAGCUCUUUAUGUUGGAUUCUUAAAUAAUUUGUGCCUUUCAAAAACUGAUAUAUAUUAUGGAGCUAUCAGUUUAGUUAUUAAAGAGACUAUCAAAAGUAACAUCAAAUACUUUACAAUCAUGACAGCAAAGUUUAUAUUACACCAUAUGAGAACACAAGGGAUUAUUUUCCAAAGUGACUGAACAUUUCAUUGUAGAUUUUCCUUUCUAAUUUGUAUUAAAGACUUAAAUCCAAUGUAAUUUAAACUUGGCUUUCAAUUUUUCUCUUCUGGAGAGAAAUUCUAGUCCAAUAAUUUGCUGAAUACAUAUUCAGCUAUAGCAGGCUGCGUGGGGUCAUGUCCAGUUGGGUUUUGGUCACCUUUAAGGAUGGAGAAUCCACCACAUCUCUGAGCAGCAUCUUUCAUUAUUCAACCACCUUUACUCUAUGAUUUUCUUUUUCAUCUCCAACUAGAAUUUCCUGUAUUUCAAUUUGUGCCUAAAUGCAUUUCUCAUUUACUUUUCUUGUGAUAUUCUUUGAAAAUCACUGUAUGAAAUACCUGUAUGAGAUUGUAGAUAUGUUUUUCUUUCUUUAAGAACAUUUCUAUCAAAACACUCAUUUCUGCUGUCUCGUAUCCCAUCUUUCCUCUUUUUCCCUUUUUCCCUUUUAGAUCUCACAUAAGUAUUUAACUGAACACCAGUACUUCCAUUUUUUGUUGCUUGGAUGAGUAGUAUGAAGAAUCCUGUUGCAGUUCUAUAACUGUUCACUUCUAUAAUUACCUGAAGCUAUGUCGAAUAUCAUCUCUUCAGGCACCUACCUACACAGGUUUGAUGCCAAAUUCAUGUGUAGUGCAGAUGGUACCACUGCGUUCCUGGUCUGGCUGGGAUGGAGUUGCUUUUUGUAGGAGGCACGGUGCUCUGUUUUAGAUUUCUGAUGAAAAUGAUGCUGAUAACAUAACAGUAUUUUGGCUGUUGCUGAACAGUGUGUGAAUAGCAUUGAGACCUUCUGUUCCUCACUCACCCUGGGUGAGUAAAGUUGAGGUGCACAAGAGAUUGGAAGGGGACAUAACCAGGCAGGUGACUCAAACUAACCAAAAGUUACCCCGUGCCACAGAACAUUCUACUUGGCACUAAACUGGAGAGGAACAAGGUUUAGGUAAGGUUAGCUAUCUUUUGCUUAGGAAAUGGCUGUCUACCAGUCUGCCCAUGGGAAGUGGUGAGUGAUUGCCAUUGCGUCACUUAUUUUGUUCUUUCUUUCCUUUCUUCUUCCAUUUCUCUGCUUAUUAAAUUAUUUCUCAAUCCAUGAAUUUUUUUUGCUUUUACUCUUCCUUUCUUUUUUUUCCCCUGUCCCACUGGGGGUGGUCACUGGGGGAGUAGGUGGGCAGCUUUGUGGUGCUUAGCUACCUACCAAUGUUAGCCCACAACACACUGUGUGCCAGCUGUGGUUCUGCUCUUGGGCCAGGCUGGUGAGAUCUGCCCAAGAGAAGUCACUUAGCCUAUUUUUCAUCUCAGGGAUAACCAAAGAACCCUCACAUGGUAUAAUAAGUAAUAUAAUUAUGUCUCAAAAUAUGAUUUCUUUAAGAAGGUACUUGCAGAGCCGAGUGUCAGGAGAAAUUUUCUACAGGAGAAGAGGGUUUUCUGUAGCGUGUUUGCAUAUGUACACAUCCAUUUCAGGAAGUUAUUAUUCAUUUGAUUUUUGUAUGAUUUAAAACUAAGUAAAAACAAUAAUCUGUUUUCUCCUCUCCCAUUCUUUUUGUGACUAGACCAAUACCGUGCAUACUUUACCGCAGGACCAUGUGCAAGAGACAGUUCCUUGAUUUCCAAUUUGGUCACCCCUCUUCCCCUCCCAUACUGUCUCUGGGGAAAAUAAUGCCCAGUGACAAACGGACUCAUGCUCAAAAUACAGAUGUAACUGUGUUCCACUGGAGUCACUGGCAGAAGUCCCAUGGUCUUCAGAA
Messenger RNA from Cuculus canorus (common cuckoo), 4086 nucleotides. RefSeq names its product zona pellucida binding protein (gene ZPBP). The record is from RefSeq and is a predicted model, not a curated record. Bases 1 to 555 code for a protein of 184 amino acids. The transcript is spliced from 6 exons. NCBI's taxonomy places the organism in Eukaryota, Metazoa, Chordata, Aves, Cuculiformes, Cuculidae.